This is a messenger RNA of Helianthus annuus (common sunflower), 1636 nucleotides long. RefSeq names its product putative transferase At1g60990, chloroplastic. Bases 49 to 1335 code for a protein of 428 amino acids. Gene Ontology annotation, molecular function: protein binding; aminomethyltransferase activity. The record is from RefSeq and is a predicted model, not a curated record. Gene Ontology annotation, biological process: glycine decarboxylation via glycine cleavage system. Lineage: Eukaryota; Viridiplantae; Streptophyta; Magnoliopsida; Asterales; Asteraceae. The transcript has 12 exons. Gene Ontology annotation, cellular component: mitochondrion.
AACAAAUAUUUACGCGAGGGACAACACCAAAGCCAACAGAAACAGAAAAUGGCUAUUCCAUUAUCCUCUGUUAGCCACACGACUUCCAUACUCUGUCACCGGAGCGUCGUCCACACGCGCCGUCCCCUCUCCUCGUUAUUCUUUCAGUUGCCACACAAUAAUAAUCCGGUCUACAUCCUUACACACUCAUCAAUCACAUAUUCCUCGAAUCUCUCACCGGUUGCAGCGAUACCGUUCGAUCUCUCACCGCCUCCGAUUGACCAUGACCUUUAUGAUGACAUGGCUGUUGCCGGGGCAAAGGUAUCCGAAGAUUGGGUUAUUGAAACUUUCAACAACGAUGAGGAGGCACUAGAUGCGGUUGACAGUGGCACUGUGGUUGUUGAUCUUUCCCAUUAUGGUAGGAUAAGAGUCAGUGGAGAAGAUCGUAUUAAAUUUCUUCACAACCAAAGUACUGCAAACUUCGAAGCACUUUCUGAAGGAGGGGGAUGUGACACCGUUUUCGUAACUCCAACUGCUCGAACAAUUGAUCUUGCACAAGCAUGGAUCAUGAAAACAGCAGUUACACUUGUUGUGUCACCAGCAACAAGUAAAAGCAUCAGUGAAAUGCUCAAUAAGUACAUAUUUUUUGGUGACAACGUAGAAAUUCAAGAUAUCAGUGACAAGACAUGCUUGUUUGCACUUGCUGGACCAAAAAGUAACCAAGUAAUGAUGGACCUGAAUCUUGGUGACCUUAUUGGACAACCUUAUGGCUCACAUAAGCAUUACAAUGUUGGUGGUAAUCCGGUUACAGUGGCGGUCGGAAGUGUGAUAUCCGAAGAAGGUUUCUCACUGUUAAUGUCACCGUCAGCUGCAGGAUUGAUUUGGAAAACGAUUUUGAGUCACGGUGCAACGCCGAUGGGUUCUAAUGCAUUGGAAAUAUAUAGAAUUCGCCAAGGACGUCCCGCACCAGGUAGUGAGCUUACAGACGAGUUUAACGUUCUCGAGGCUGGUCUUUGGAAUUCAAUUUCCUUAAACAAAGGUUGUUACAAAGGACAAGAAACCGUUGCCAGAUUAAUCACAUACGAUGGCAUUAAGCAGAAGUUGUGGGGCAUUCAACUUUUAUCCCCGGUGGAACCCGGUAGUUCAAUUACAGUUGAAGGAAAAAAGGUAGGAAAGUUGACGAGUUACACGGCUGGAAAAGGGGGAAAUGAGCAUUUUGGUUUAGGUUAUAUCAAGAAGAAUGCCGCUUCAAAAGGGGAUACAGUUAUCGUUGGAGACAAUGUAUCUGGGAUAGUGGUGGAUGUUCCUUAUCUUGCACGACAGCAGCCCUCCUCGGUUUCGAGUUCAAAACCAUAGUUUCUUCCAUUAGUAAACUCCCAAUAUUGUUUUGGUGUUCACUUAUGGUUUUGAGGACAGGCUCAUAGUACAAGGUGUCGGUUUUUGUUGUGUUUCUUUUAUUUAUAGGUUUUUAUUAUUCUUAGGUGUUCUAUUAUCGAACAAUAUUUAGUAAAUUUACUGUUGUACAAAUCAGCUCCUUUUGGUGGAGCUUUUAGUUGUCGCAAAUGAUUAUUUCUGGUCUACUAUAACUUGAAAUGUGAUGUAAGGUAUCGAUAAAUACCACGAGUUUAUGCAUGCGGCUAAAGGGUCUAUGGUUUUA